This is a messenger RNA of Nomia melanderi (Alkali bee), 3478 nucleotides long. RefSeq names its product adenylate cyclase 3 (gene Ac3). Gene Ontology annotation, molecular function: adenylate cyclase activity. Gene Ontology annotation, biological process: intracellular signal transduction; cAMP biosynthetic process; adenylate cyclase-activating G protein-coupled receptor signaling pathway. NCBI's taxonomy places the organism in Eukaryota, Metazoa, Arthropoda, Insecta, Hymenoptera, Halictidae. The record is from RefSeq and is a predicted model, not a curated record. Gene Ontology annotation, cellular component: plasma membrane.
GUCAGCCGGGGAUCGUCUCGAGGGCUGGGCUGGGUCUGCGAUAGAUCGGGCUGGUUGACGGGCGCGAUCCGAGCGAGGCGGCAGCUCGCGGAGGCGAUGUCUAGGGGUGACGAGGCUCGAGGUCGCAGGAUAGCUUCCCUAUGUGCGUAAGAUCGGAGGGCGGCGGUGCGGGGACAUGCGAGGAUUGUGAGGGAUACCCUGGCGCCAUGUCACGCAGACUAGAGACCUCGAACGAGGAUUCGUACCUGAGCGCCGGCAGGCCGUCGAACCUGCUGCGCACGAAAUUCAGCAGCGCGAAGCUCGAGUCCUUGUACAGGGAGACCUCGCUGCAGCAGCGACGGGGCGGGCUCGAGUGUUUCCUGAUCUCGGCGCUGUUCUACGGCGCGUACACGAUCGCCUCGCCGGGGCAGAAGCUGGUCGCCUCGAGCAUCACCGUCGUGUUCCUCGGGCUGAACCUGGGCCUGCUCGCCUGGGCCAAGCACAACACCCGCGGCAGGUUCUGGUCCCUGGUCACCCACCUCGCCUGGUGCCUGUUCGUCGAGCAGCUGCUCGCUCAGCUGUUCCUCAAGUCCGCCCAGGUCACGCCUAGGGACGGACUCGGCUGGAUGCUGAUCCUGCUCUACCUCAGCUCCGCGCUGCCCUUCAACCUCUCCCACUGCGUGCGACUCGCGUUCUGCACCGCGCUCGGCUACAUCAUCGUGAUCGUCAAACUCUCCGAUGCGCGGGUCCUGAUACCCGUCGACGUGCUGGUGCUGACGGUGACGCUGUCGCUGGGCGCCAUGUUGCUGGGCAUCUCGAGCUACUUGUUGACGGAAUACCAGCAGCGUCGAGCGUUCCUGGAGACCAGGCAGAGCCUGGAGGUUCAGCUGGUGAUCGAGGAGCAGAGCGCCGAGCAGGAGAGGCUUCUGCUGAGCGUCCUGCCCGAGCACGUCGCGGUGAAGAUGCGUCAGGACCUCGGUGCCUCGCUGGACACCCAGUUCAAGAAGAUCUACAUGUCGAGGCACGAGAACGUCUCCAUUUUGUACGCGGACAUCGUCGGCUUCACGGCGAUCUCGUCGACGUACAGCGCCAGCGAGCUGGUGAAAAUAUUGAACGAGCUGUUCGCGAGGUUCGAUCAGCUCAGCGAGAGGUACGAACAGCUGCGAAUCAAGAUCCUGGGCGACUGUUAUUACUGUAUAAGUGGAGCACCGGUCGAGAGGACCGAUCACGCUGUUUUAUGCGUGUACAUGGGCCUGUCCAUGGUGGAGGCGAUCAAGUACGUCCAGCAGACGACGAACAGCCCCGUGGAUAUGAGGGUGGGCAUACACACGGGCGCGGUUUUGGCGGGCGUGCUCGGCCAGAAACAGUGGCAGUUCGACGUGUACAGCAAGGACGUUGAAUUGGCGAACAAAAUGGAGAGCAGCGGAAUGGCGGGGAGAGUGCACAUCUCGAACGCGACGCUCAGCUUCCUGAACGGGGAGUUCGAGGUCGAGCCGGCACACGGGGAGGACAGGGAGGAAGCGUUACAGAAGGCGGGCAUCGUCACUUACUUCAUCGUACGGGCGCUGAAGCCGUUCAAGCCAGCUGUGACCAAGAGCCUGGCGUCGCUCACGGACGCGGAGAACACGAAGAAACCGGCCGAGAACGCGCAAGACAACAGGAACAACAAGGAGGACUCGGAGGAGUUUAGGCAGAGGCUGCGCAAGGAGCUCGACAGCAAAGGCGGAGGAGCAGACAUAAAAGGGCACGCGCAUUGGUUGACGUUGAGGUUCAAGGACAAGAAAGUGGAGUCCGCGUUUCACCACGCCGAGGAGGCUUUCUCACCUUUGUCCCUUAUCGGCGGCCCAUUGGCGAUGAUCUGCGCCGCCCCAGUUUGGAGGUUUCAGCCCUGGGGACCCUUCACGUGGGGCGGUCUGGGGGUGGUCGUACUCUUUGGGGUCGUCUUGGCAGGUGCCACCUGUUUAGGCGGCGCUGUCAAGGCUAUGUGGCUGAGGACAGCGCUGGCCUUGCUGAUGACGUUCUCCCUGGGGGUAUUCUUGCUCCUAGACAUGAGUAACUGUGUGGUAAUCCAAGAACCGAUUCCGGACCUGAACAUGUCGGUCACACCGUCGACGAAGUGUCCGUAUCCAUCCUAUUAUUCUCAUAUCGGCGUUCUCACCCUGGUGGCGAUCUCGAUGCCGACCUACAUCUGUUACCUCGGCAAGGCGACCCUGAUGUACGGUAUCGCCGGGAUCCAGUGUUUCAUCAACAUCUGGCUGCUCGGCCCGCGGCUAGACUGGGAGGACCACGCCUCUUCGCCCCUUAUGCCGACCUCUAACCCAUCGAAAUGCUACCUGUCGACCAUGCUGCUCAUCGUGGCCACCUGUCUGGUCAUCGUCGCGAGAUACGCGGAGAAGACACGGAGGAGGCUGUAUCUUCGCGGCAGGGAGGUGGUCGCGCAACGGGAAAGGGCGGCGGACAUGAAGCGUAGAAAUGGCGCCCUGAUAUACAACAUCCUUCCGCCGCACGUGGCCGCUUAUUUUCUCAGCAGGGCGAGACACCACGACGACCUAUACAGCCAGAGCUACGCGGAGGUGGGCGUGCUGUUCGCCAGCAUGCCGAACUUCGCGGACUUCUACAGCGAAGAGAGCAUCAACAACCAGGGCCUCGAGUGUCUCAGGUUCCUGAACGAAGUAAUCUCUGACUUCGACGCGAUCCUCGAUCAGAACAAGUUCAAAAGCAUCAUCAAGAUAAAGACGAUAGGCUCCACGUACAUGGCGGCGUCCGGCAUAAUGGACUCCGAGGACACCGAGGAGUCCCCCAGAUGGGGUCACCUGUCCACUUUAGUCGAGUUCGCUCUGGAACUGAAGAAGGCUUUGUCCAGCAUCAACGAGCAGAGUUUCAAUCACUUUGUCCUGAAGAUGGGCAUCAAUCACGGUCCGGUGACCGCCGGGGUCAUCGGAGCGAGGAAGCCUCAUUAUGACAUCUGGGGUAACACGGUGAACGUCGCGUCCAGGAUGGAGAGCACCGGGAAAGUCGGAUGCAUUCAGGUGACAGACGAGACCAGGAGAAUCCUGGAGCCCUUCGGGUUCGGUUUCGAGCAACGAGGCCUCGUGUUCGUGAAGGGCAAGGGUCAGCUGCUGACCCACUACCUAGUCUCCAAGGACGGCGUGUCUUUGAACCUGGACAGCGACCUGCCGGUCGAACCCACGCACCCGAUCAUCUACCAGUAGGCUACUACUCGAAGGCUCUAAAAAUCUAAAAGAAUCUCUUCCUCGUUCCGCCGAGGGACUCGCCGGGAAGAAAACGGCGACGUCCCGGCCUCGACGCCGAAGAAGAAGCGAGAAGCGACACCGAAGCCAGCUCCGGAAGCUUAGAAUCCUCGAGCCGAAGACGAAGGACCUAUUAAAACGAGACACGCUCGGCGCGACGGCGGACGGAGCUCGGAGGGCGUCGCGGGAUAUGGGGGAUCUUUGAAAGUAGAUAGGAUCGAUGUCGUAGCACGCGGUGAUCGAGAACA